This is a messenger RNA of Bolinopsis microptera, 1576 nucleotides long. Its product is annotated as protein arginine N-methyltransferase 1-like. The transcript has 7 exons. Gene Ontology annotation, biological process: peptidyl-arginine methylation. Gene Ontology annotation, cellular component: nucleus. Gene Ontology annotation, molecular function: protein-arginine N-methyltransferase activity. NCBI's taxonomy places the organism in Eukaryota, Metazoa, Ctenophora, Tentaculata, Lobata, Bolinopsidae. The record is from RefSeq and is a predicted model, not a curated record. Bases 24 to 1106 code for a protein of 360 amino acids.
CAAAUAAUUUGAGGUCAACAGCUAUGGCCGCACAAAUGGAUACCAACAAGGUUCCACUCCUCCUGGUUGAUUGCAAUAAAUCCAAGUCAGAGAUUGAGAGCGAGAUUAAAGACUUGAAACCAGAAGAACUUACCUCCAAGGAUUACUACUUCGACUCCUAUGCUCAUUUCGGGAUCCACGAGGAAAUGAUCAAGGACAAUGUCAGAACGAGGACUUACAAGAACAGUAUGUUGAUGAACAGACACCUCUUCAAAGACAAGAUAGUAUUGGAUGUAGGAUGUGGAACUGGAAUCCUGAGUAUGUUCGCUGCUCGUGCAGGGGCUAAGCAUGUUUACGGUGUUGAAUGCUCCAAGAUAGCUGAAAGUGCUGCCAAGAUUGUUGAGGUCAACAACCUGUCAGAAUCCAUCACAAUCAUCAAAGGUAAGAUCGAGGAGAUAACACUGCCAUGUGAGAAGGUGGACAUCAUCAUCUCAGAAUGGAUGGGGUACUGUCUACUUUACGAGUCUAUGCUGGAAACUGUUCUCUUCGCUCGAGACAAGUGGCUGGCUGAAGACGGUCUCCUAUUCCCCGACAAAGGAACAAUGUAUCUGUGCGCUAUCGAGGACAGAGAGUACAAAGAGAGUAAGAUACAUUGGUGGGAGAAUGUGUACGGAUAUGAUAUGAGCAUCAUCAAGGAUAUAGCUCUUUGCGAACCUCUGGUAGAUGUGGUGGAUCCCAAACAGAUUGUAUCAAACCACUGCAUCCUAAAGGAGCUAGAUCUCUACACAGUCAAAAUAGAAGACCUCCAAUUCACCGUUGACUUCUCUCUGCGGUGUCGUCGUGAUGACUACGUCCACGCGUUCGUCUCCUACUUCAGCGUUGACUUCAGCAAAUCCCACAAGAAGAUCGGGUUCACGACCUCACCUGAAGCCCCGUACACUCACUGGAAACAGACAGUAUUCUACAUCAGAGACUACCUGACAGUUAACGCUGGCGAGGAGAUUAAAGGCACGUUCAGCGUGAAGCCCAACCUCCGCAACAGAAGGGAUAUGGACUUUAACAUCAACGUCAAGUUCGAGGGUCAAUACUCGCAACUUGACGAGGGUAUCAACUACCACAUGCGGUAGUAUUGUGCCCUUUUAUUAUUGUGCGCGCGGCCCUCUUGGCACCUUGCCCAGGGGGCCCCCUUUCCAGAGGGGGCCCUCUUGGCACCUUGCCCAGGGGGCCCCCUUUCCAGAGGGGGCCCUCUUGGCUCUUUGCUAAGGGGGCGAGCUGCCCUUUGUAUUAUAUUUCAAUGUCUACGCCGGCCUUAUUAUUUGACCAUGAUAAUUUAAUGUUUGGACAUGUUUAAUACCAUGUUAAUCGUUGUUGAAGACCUUGACUUUUGCCAUUUCUCUCGUAGACCGAAAACUUUCUCUGUGGCGAAGGAUUUUAACUGUGAAGCAAGUUGUUGGAAUUAACGCUGUCUGUUGUAACCAUUAUCAUGUGGCGCUGAAAUAACAACUACCUCAAAAUUUCAGAAUUAAUUUAUUUUAUAAAAUUUUUCUUUAUAUGCAGUGUCACUGUUGUAUGUAAUUUUCUUUUAUUUUCGAAAGUA